Molecule: messenger RNA, 2001 nt
Organism: Onthophagus taurus
Lineage: Eukaryota; Metazoa; Arthropoda; Insecta; Coleoptera; Scarabaeidae
Product: putative sodium-dependent multivitamin transporter
Biological process (GO): transmembrane transport; sodium ion transport
Cellular component (GO): membrane
Molecular function (GO): symporter activity
Source: RefSeq, a predicted model, not a curated record
UAGAGAUUUGUUGAACCUUACCCUAGUAAAAUCACACGAUUUGAUCAAAGAAUUUGAAACAUGGUUGAAGUAGUUAGUUUAGGGGUUUGGGAUUAUGUAAUUUUAGGUGUUGUUUUAUUGAUUUCCGCCGGAAUUGGGGUUUAUUUCAGAUUUACGGGAGGAAAGCAGAAAACUGCAAAGGAAUAUCUUUUGGCGGAUAAAAAUAUGUCGAUAAUACCGGUAGCUUUUUCGUUAAUGGCUUCUUUCAUGUCAGCAGUAACUUUAUUGGGGGUUUCCAGCGAAAAUUACGUUUACGGUUUUCAAUUUAUCGUAAUCAACUUAUCGUAUGGCCUAUUUACGCCGAUUGCCGCAUAUAUUUAUUUACCGGUAUUUUUUAAAUUGCAAGCAACAAGUGCUUAUGAGUACCUUGAGAAACGUUUUGGGAAAUUAUCUCGUUUGACAGCUUCGUUGUGUUAUAGUUUCCAAAUGAUUUUGUACAUGGGGAUUGUCUUGUACGCCCCAGCUUUAGCUUUAGGUGCUUUAACUGGUAUUUCAAAGUAUGCCGCAAUUCUGACGGUUGGUUUGGUUUGUACAUUUUAUUCAACGAUUGGUGGAAUGAAAGCUGUUCUUAUGACGGAUGUUUUCCAAUCCUUAUUAAUGUUCGCUUCUGUUUUUUGCAUCAUUAUUUAUGCCGGAAUCGAUGUCGGGGGUUUACAAGAAAUUUGGGAUAUAGCUGAAAAAGGUGGACGAACAGAUUUAUUAAAUUUUGAUCCUGAUCCCACCGUAAGACACACUUGGUUUACUUUAAUAAUAGGUGGAGGAAUAACAUUUUUAACACUAUACGGUGUAAAUCAAACUCAAGUUCAACGAUAUCUCACCUUAAAAGACUUAAAAUCAGCCCAAACCGCAUUAUGGGUGCAAUGGCCUAUUUUAAGCGCGCUAAGUUUAAGCACUUCAUUCUCCGGAUUAGCCAUUUACUCAAGAUUUUACAAUUGCGAUCCAGUUGCAGCAGGAAAAAUUGAAUUAAAUGACCAAUUAAUGCCUUAUUUCGUAAUUGAUAGUAUGGGUCAUAUCACUGGUUUAACCGGUUUAUUUGUUGCUGGUUUAGCCAGCGCUGCUUUAUCAACAGUUUCAGCAACAAUUAAUUCGUUAGCUGCAGUUACAAUGGAAGAUUAUUUUAAGCCAAUUUAUAAAAAACUCUACAACACUGAUUUAAAAGAAACAAAAUUAGCAAUUUUCUCCAAAAUAGCCGCGUUGUGUUAUGGUUUUAUUUGUUUGGGAGUCGCUUUUCUAGCGGAAAAUUUCGGCGGUGUUCUACAAUCUUCUUUAACGAUUUUCGGAGUCGUCGGUGGACCAUUAUUAGGAUUUUUCUCCUUGGGCAUGUUUACAACGAGAGCCAAUCAAAAGGGAAGUUUAACUGCUUUAUUACUCGGAUUAUCGUUAGCUUUAUGGGCAGGUUUUGGUUUACCGAGACCAUCUCCACCAAAACUACCUGUUUCAAUCGACGGUUGUGGACAAGAACUCGAUGGAGUAUCAUUUUUGAAUCAAACUUCUUUUAAUACUCGACAAGAUGAAGAAAUAAAUUAUCUUUGGCUAUACAGAAUUUCUUAUUUAUAUAACGGCGUUUUUGGUUUGUUGUCCGUGUUUAUAGCCGGCUACAUUCUCAGUUGGAUAUCCGACCUCAUUUGGGGAAGAGAAAAACUCGAUCAUGACCCUAAUCUUUUCAUUACUCCAAUUAGACGGAAACUUAAGAAACAAUUAAGAAAAAAUGUCGUCACUUAAUAAUUAUUUUAAUAAAAAAGAUUUUUCAAUUAACUAUGUUUAAUGUUUAUGUUGAUUUAUAAUGCCCUAAUCUUACUUUGUUUGCCUCUAUCAGAUGUUCCGUGAAUUAACUUAUAUAAUAAUGACAAAUAAUUGUAAACAGAAAUUGUUUUGUUCGAUGCUCGUCCAUUUAUCGCUGGACUAGGGCAUCAGGGUAGUCAGUCUAAAAACAUUGUAGUGUCAAUGUAGUGUCAAUAUUCA